AUGGAUAACAAGAAAAUUAAAACCAUCUCUCAGUUGGAUACACCAUUCACUUCAGUUCAAUGGCCAGAAGUAUCCUCCAAAGACCAAGAAACCAUUGUUGAACUUCUAUGCAGUAUAUUAUCACCUAUUGGUGCAUAUCGUUCCAAUCAUAUUACUCCAUCUAAAGGAAAGCGAAGCAGGAAACGCAAGAGAAGGAACUCUAAGCCAGAAGACGAGAAGUCAUCAGAGACUCCCCCACCGCCCGAGAUUUCUUCCUACAUCGUUACAGGGCUCAACAGUAUCCAUCGAAUACUAGAAGGAUCCACCAAGAAAGGGUUUGAGACCAAAGAAACUCCCAGUAGUCUCGAAACCGAAACUCGCCCCCAAACCGACCAAAUCAUCAGUAGCCCCAAUCCUCCCAAUCCACCCCACCCCCAUUUCUCCGCCAUCUUCGUCUCGCGCUCCAACCAACCCCCAAUUCUCCACGCCCACCUCCCUCAAAUCAUCGCCACAGCCUCCAAAGCACACCCUACCAAACCAUCCACACGAUUAGUAGCACUACCCAAAGGAUGCGAAACUCGAGUCGCCGCUGCACUCGGUCUACCCAGAGUGGCAUUCCUCGGAAUUAUCGAUAAUGCACCAUAUUCUAAGGCUCUGCUCGAUAUCGUUCGAGACUGUGUGCAGGAGAUUGAGAUACCGUGGUUGGAUGAGGCGAGGAAAUCAGAGUAUUUAGAUACGAAAAUCGAUUCGAUCCAAACGUCGAUCGGUGAGGUGAAGUCAAAAUGA
Molecule: messenger RNA, 765 nt
Organism: Sclerotinia borealis F-4128
Lineage: Eukaryota; Fungi; Ascomycota; Leotiomycetes; Helotiales; Sclerotiniaceae
Source: the annotation of a GenBank genome assembly